Zeugodacus cucurbitae (melon fly) is the source of this 1575-nucleotide messenger RNA. RefSeq lists its product as uncharacterized. NCBI's taxonomy places the organism in Eukaryota, Metazoa, Arthropoda, Insecta, Diptera, Tephritidae. Gene Ontology annotation, cellular component: mitochondrial inner membrane; nucleus. The coding region runs from base 33 to 1526 and encodes 497 amino acids. The record is from RefSeq and is a predicted model, not a curated record. The transcript has 2 exons. Gene Ontology annotation, molecular function: metal ion binding; RNA endonuclease activity; single-stranded DNA endonuclease activity. Gene Ontology annotation, biological process: apoptotic DNA fragmentation.
AGGCUACGUUGGCCAAAACCAAAUUGGUUAAAAUGAAGUUAAGUUCAACGUUAUUACUGCUGGUUGCGGGCAGUUUCUGCCUUUUCCAUGGAUGUGCAGCUGGCGUGGUGGCCAUACCACAGCUUGUGAUCGAUGAGGCUGGAGAGCAGCCACCAGAGGCGAUCGUGCCGAUCAGCAAUGAAGAAGAUAAACUAGAGGGACUUGAAACACUUUUCGAGCGCAACUUAUAUGUGGAGCCAAUCCAAAGUGGUGACGACGAGUAUGUAAAGCCUGUGCCAAUCAGUGUUGGUGAGGCUGAAGAAGAUUAUGUUGAACCAGAGCCAAUCGACGAGGUUGAAGAUGAGUUAGUGCAGCCACCAGAGGUUGAUGUAAACGCAAAGCCAGAGGGACGUGCUAGCGAAUGCAAAGUAACGAUCCGCGGUGGUCUGCCUAACCCACAGCCUGUUUACUUGAAGAGCGGCUCCAACGAAUUCUAUCCCUAUGAUGCCAGCGGUGUAAUGGUUGUCGACUCCGGUCGCACCCUAGAGUUGUGGUGUCCGGGUAAGUUCCACUCCAUUGAUAAGACGCUCGUUACCGCUUCCUGCGUUAGCGGCAGCAACUUCAGAGUGGACGGCACUACCUACUCAUUCAAGGAGUUGUCUUGCAAAUCUUGGCCUGGUUUCGUUGCUGAAAAGACUGGCGCUUCCUGCAAUGGUGGCAUUAUGGUACGCGUUGGCUUCAAAAUCUCUUCCAGCCGUUUCGUUGAGCAAUACCAAGUUUGCUUCAAUGAAGGUGAAGAGGUCACCCGUUAUGUACAUCACGAUUUGAAUCCCGGCAGCAAUUACUACCAGACAGGUGUGGAACGUCUCACCUUCCAGACUGGUGGUUUCUUCGGUGGCAAGAAUGUUGAUAAACUGUACACACAAGUCACACAGAAGGAGACUAUCAACAAUCAUUUGGGCGGUGAUGCCAACAAAUACUUCGACAACAACAAGAAUAUCUACUUAGCACGUGGUCAUAUGGCUGCCAAGGCUGAUUUCGACUAUGGCACCGAACAACGCGCCACUUUCCUCUUCAUCAACGCCGCUCCACAAUGGCAGGUGUUCAAUGCCGGCAAUUGGGCUCGUAUCGAAGAUGGUGUACGCGCAAAGGUUUCCAAAUCGAAAUGGUACGUUGAUUGCUAUACUGGUGUUUACGGUGUGGCCACUCUGCCCAAUAACCGUGGUGUUGAGACCCCAUUGUACUUGUCAUAUGAUGGUAACAACAACGGUCAGAUUCCCGUACCCAAAUUGUAUUUCCGUGUUGUGAUUGAACGCAGCAGCAAGAAGGGUAUCGUUUUCAUUGGUGUUAAUAAUCCUCAUCUAUCAAUGGAUGAUAUUAAGCGGAACUAUGUCAUUUGUGAUGAUGUUGCCGAUCGUGUUAACUAUAUUAACUGGAAACGUACCGAUAUCACUGCCGGUUAUUCUUAUGCUUGUGAGGUCUCUGAUUUCAGAAGGAAAGUAACACAUCUGCCAAAUCUUUCGGCACCAGGUGGUUUGUUGUUGUAAACUUGUAAAUAGAGUGUUGUAAAUAAAAUUUGAUCUUGUUUAAAUGUAA